AUGGAUGUGGACGGUUCAGCUGUUCCUGGGGAAAUAGAUCAAAAUCUUCUCUUGCAAUUUAGUUGUAUGAAUACCACUGAUAGGGAUGAGCUUAUAAGCCAAAUGCAAAGGCUUUUGGGGCCUAGUUUAAAUUAUAACACUGCAAGCUUUUUCCUUGACAUGAGUAAUUGGAACUUACAGGCUGCAAUAUGUUGUUAUUUAGAUUAUAAUUUACCACCAAAACUUCCAUCUAUGUCUUUAAAAGCUGCUCAAACACAGGAAUCAGCAGUUAGUCCAGGAACGAGUUUUGAACAAAGUUGGAGUAUUGCAAAUACAGGGACAGAAGGUUGGCCUGGGAGUUGUAGAUUGAUACAGGCUGGUGGUGACCCAUUAGGAGCAACAUCCUUGUAUGUGCCACCAUUGCUCCCAGGGCAUAGUACAACAGUUACUAUGAAGUUAGUGGCACCUAGUACACCUGGCACUUUUAGGGGCUAUUUCCAUUUGGUUUCUGAUAAAGGAGAACAAAUAGGAGAUCCACUUUGGGCAAUAAUUAAGGUAGAAUCUGAGGAAACCAUGGCACUAGCAGAACAAUUAGCUGCACUGCCAAUACCUAGUAGUAGGCUAGAAGAACAAUCACAGGCAUCUCCACCAGAUGAUCAAAUGUGUUGA
Molecule: messenger RNA, 648 nt
Organism: Pieris macdunnoughi
Lineage: Eukaryota; Metazoa; Arthropoda; Insecta; Lepidoptera; Pieridae
Source: the annotation of a GenBank genome assembly